AUUUCAGGUACAGAUUUCAUUUUGAGGGAGAGAUAGAUCUCAGUUUCUCUCCAUUCACCCAACAACAGCUCGGGCUUUCCUUAGGCGUGAAACAUGGGGCUGUCCUUCACAAAACUUUUCAGCCGUCUCUUUGCGAAGAAAGAGAUGCGUAUAUUGAUGGUGGGUCUUGAUGCUGCUGGUAAAACUACAAUUCUGUACAAGCUGAAGCUGGGAGAGAUUGUCACCACUAUUCCCACCAUUGGGUUCAAUGUGGAGACUGUUGAAUACAAGAACAUUAGCUUUACUGUCUGGGAUGUUGGUGGCCAGGACAAGAUCCGACCUUUGUGGAGACACUACUUCCAAAACACACAGGGACUUAUUUUUGUGGUUGAUAGCAAUGAUCGAGACCGUGUGGUUGAAGCUAGGGAUGAGUUGCACAGAAUGUUGAAUGAGGAUGAGUUGCGGGAUGCUGUUCUGCUCGUAUUCGCAAACAAGCAAGAUCUUCCAAAUGCCAUGAAUGCUGCUGAGAUAACUGACAAACUUGGCCUUCAUUCUCUCCGUCAGCGCCACUGGUAUAUCCAGAGCACAUGUGCUACUUCAGGUGAGGGGCUGUAUGAGGGACUUGACUGGCUCUCAAACAACAUUGCAAGCAAGUCAUAGAUGGCGGAUUCAAGUUUCCAGUCUAAAGUAGUUCUAGCCCCUUUUGGAGUUCUGAAUUUCAAACAUUGUUUAAUCUUUUCUUCUGUUUUACUGAAUUUCUUGUUCCUUGCAAACAUUGCUAUUGGUUACUUGUAGCUUUAGAAUAAUUAAAAAUGUUUCAUUUUUCCCUGCUGGGAUGCGAUUCUCCCAUCCAGUGUUUUGAGAUGUUCUUUAUCAGAGUGGAAACUGAUGGUUAUUCGUUUUUAAAAUUUGUAAUGUUGGAUAAGCAAUAUAGAAAUACUUAAGAU
Rubroshorea leprosula is the source of this 926-nucleotide messenger RNA. Lineage: Eukaryota; Viridiplantae; Streptophyta; Magnoliopsida; Malvales; Dipterocarpaceae. The record is from the annotation of a GenBank genome assembly.